This is a messenger RNA of Camelina sativa (false flax), 1025 nucleotides long. RefSeq lists its product as uncharacterized. Gene Ontology annotation, cellular component: endoplasmic reticulum membrane; endoplasmic reticulum. The record is from RefSeq and is a predicted model, not a curated record. Lineage: Eukaryota; Viridiplantae; Streptophyta; Magnoliopsida; Brassicales; Brassicaceae. Gene Ontology annotation, biological process: endoplasmic reticulum to Golgi vesicle-mediated transport; intracellular protein transport.
AACUCGUAACGCCCUUUUCAUAUCUAUUCAUUGACCGACACAACAACACCCUUCUUCUCUCUCUCUACUCCUCCUUCUCCGAUCAAAAUCUAGGGUUUUAUACUCUCACCGGCGACGAACGAACGAUGAUUCACCUCCUUUACUCAGUGAUCUUCUCCGAAAUGGCGUUAAUCCUCCUCCUCCUCUUCAAAACGCCUCUCCGUAAGCUAAUCAUCCUCACUUUCGAUCGAAUCAAACGUGGCCGAGGCCCCGUCGUUGUUAAAACCAUCGGAACCACCUUGUUCGUCGUUCUCUUGUCGAGCGUUUACGGUUUGGUUAAUAUACGUCGCCGAUCUGAAGAUGGUGCUGUUCUUAAUCCUACUGAUCAGGUCCUCGCUUCCAAGCAUCUCCUCGAAGCUUCUCUUAUGGGAUUUGUGCUGUUUCUGUCGCUCAUGAUUGAUCGCCUUCACCAUUACAUUAGAGAGCUUCGGUUGUUGAGGAAGACAAUGGAGAGUGCAAAGAAACAGAACAGAGGUUUUGAGGAUGGGAAAACUAAAAGUGGAGAAGAAGUGAAAGCUCUCGGGGAAGAAAUCGCAGCAUUAAAGGCAAAGAUAAAGACAGUAGAAUCGGAGAGUGAAGGCAAAGGCAAAGAACUAAAAGAGGCGAAAGGUGAAACAGAGGCAUUGAGGAAGCAAGCCGAUGGAUUUCUUCUAGAGUAUGAUAGGCUUCUUGAAGAUAAUCAGAAUUUGAGGAACCAGUUGGAGUCUAUUGGCCAUAGUCCAGAAGGAAAGAAGGGUAUGUAAAAUACAAAAUGUAAGGAAUUCUGUUUUGUAGAGAACAAGGUAACUUUAGUAAAUGUGGCUUUGCUGAUUCUUGCUUUAUGUAUUAUGCUAUAACGUCUCAUCGUUGACCUUGUUUCGCUUAUAUUACAAUCUAGUAAGUUUGGUACGACAUUAUUCACCUGAGAUUCCAAUAUGAGAAUAGGCAUCGAUGUCAAAAGGUGUUUUCAGGUGGAUUUGAAUUUGAAAGACGAUGAUUUGCGGAAA